Molecule: messenger RNA, 510 nt
Organism: Trichoderma virens Gv29-8
Lineage: Eukaryota; Fungi; Ascomycota; Sordariomycetes; Hypocreales; Hypocreaceae
Exons: 1
Coding region: 1-510 (169 amino acids)
Source: RefSeq, a predicted model, not a curated record
AUGCGAUCCCAAUUCGCCCUUAUCGUCUUUGCUGCCCCUUUUGCCCUCUUUCAUGGCAUCCUAGCUGCUCCAAGCUGUAUACCCGAUACUUCCACUACCUUCUGUGACCCCAGUCGCCCCAUCACUGGGUCUCAGAUGCGUUCUAUCUUCAACACCUUCGUCGAUCAGUUCUACUUCAAGCGCGAUUUCCAAGGCGCUAUGAAAAAAUUUGUCUCAUCAAAUUUGAUUCAGCACAACCCACAAAUUGCCAACGGUAGCCAAGCUCAAGUAGAAGUUGUUACUUCUAUUCUUGCAAACUAUGAUGGCCCUGAAUUCGAGCUAGUGAUUAUUGAUGUAGAGAGGGGGUACGGGGUAGUUUUUAACCGCUUUCGUGGGAAGGCGGGUACUGGGUUGCCUAUUACUGGCGUUGCUGAUAUAUACCGCUUUGAGGGUUCUUGUAUGGUAGAACACUGGGAUGUGAUUGAAGGGUUACCUCCAAAUUCCACCAACCCGAUGCCGUUUAGGAAGUGA